CCCGCGGUAGCCGUGUGUCCUCGAGCCGCUGGUCCGCGCGCUGCCUGGCAGUUUGCCUCUUCCUCGUCCGUCCUCCAGCUUGCGUCCAUGGCCACCGCCGCGACCGAGGAGCCCUUCCCUUUCCACGGUCUUCUACCAAAGAAAGAGACCGGGGCCUCCUCCUUCCUGUGCCGCUACCCGGAGUAUGACGGGCGCGGGGUGCUCAUCGCCGUCCUGGACACAGGGGUCGAUCCCGGGGCCCCGGGCAUGCAGGUUACAACUGAUGGGAAACCAAAAAUCAUUGAUAUCAUUGAUACAACAGGAAGUGGUGAUGUGAAUACUGCUACAGAAGUAGAACCAAAAGAUGGUGAAAUUAUUGGUCUUUCUGGAAGAGUGCUUAAGAUUCCUGCAGACUGGACAAAUCCUUCAGGAAAAUAUCAUAUUGGCAUUAAAAAUGGUUAUGACUUCUACCCAAAGGCUCUCAAGGAAAGGAUACAGAAAGAACGGAAGGAAAAAAUCUGGGAUCCAAUUCACAGAGUUGCACUUGCAGAAGCUUGUAGAAAACAAGAAGAAUUUGAUAUUGCCAACAAUGGCUCUUCCCAAGCCAAUAAACUAAUCAAGGAAGAGUUGCAAAGUCAAGUGGAAUUACUCAAUUCUUUUGAGAAAAAGUAUAGUGAUCCAGGUCCUGUGUAUGACUGCUUGGUGUGGCAUGACGGUGAGACUUGGAGAGCCUGUAUUGAUUCGAAUGAAAGUGGGGACUUGAGUAAAUCUACUGUAUUGAGAAACUACAAAGAGGCCCAAGAAUACAGUUCUUUUGGCACAGCCGAGAUGCUGAAUUACUCUGUUAAUAUUUAUGAUGAUGGAAACCUGCUCUCCAUUGUGACCAGUGGAGGAGCUCAUGGAACCCAUGUAGCGAGUAUAGCUGCUGGGCAUUUUCCAGAAGAGCCUGAACGGAAUGGAGUUGCUCCUGGUGCUCAAAUUCUAUCCAUUAAGAUUGGUGAUACAAGGCUAAGUACCAUGGAAACAGGCACAGGCCUCAUCAGAGCUAUGAUAGAAGUUAUAAAUCAUAAGUGUGAUCUUGUCAACUACAGUUAUGGAGAAGCAACUCAUUGGCCAAAUUCUGGGAGAAUUUGUGAAGUAAUUAAUGAAGCAGUAUGGAAACAUAAUACAAUUUAUGUUUCAAGUGCAGGAAAUAAUGGUCCAUGCCUUUCUACAGUGGGUUGUCCAGGAGGAACUACAUCCAGUGUAAUAGGUGUUGGAGCUUAUGUUUCUCCUGAUAUGAUGGUUGCAGAGUAUUCACUGAGAGAGAAACUACCUGCAAAUCAAUAUACAUGGUCUUCUAGAGGCCCAAGUGCUGAUGGGGCCCUUGGUGUGAGUAUCAGUGCACCAGGAGGUGCUAUUGCUUCUGUGCCUAACUGGACAUUGAGGGGGACUCAGCUGAUGAAUGGAACAUCAAUGUCUUCCCCCAAUGCUUGUGGUGGCAUUGCCCUGGUACUUUCAGGGCUGAAAGCAAAUAAUGUUGACUAUACUGUUUACUCAGUCAGAAGAGCUCUAGAAAAUACUGCAGUAAAAGCUGACAAUAUAGAAGUAUUUGCCCAAGGACAUGGAAUUAUUCAGGUUGACAAAGCUUAUGACUACCUCAUUCAGAAUACAUCAUUUGCUAACAGAUUAGGUUUUACAGUUACAGUUGGAAAUAACCGUGGCAUCUACCUCCGAGAUCCUGUUCAGGUGGCUGCUCCUUCAGAUCAUGGUGUUGGCAUUGAGCCUGUGUUUCCAGAGAACACAGAAAACUCUGAAAAAAUAUCCUUUCAGCUUCAUUUAGCUUUAACUUCGAAUUCAUCUUGGGUUCAGUGUCCCAGCCAUUUGGAACUCAUGAAUCAAUGUCGGCACAUAAACAUACGUGUGGACCCCAGGGGCUUAAGAGAAGGGUUACAUUAUACAGAGGUAUGUGGCUAUGAUAUAGCAUCCCCCAAUGCAGGUCCUCUAUUCAGAGUUCCAAUCACUGCAGUUAUAGCAGCAAAAGUAAAUGAGUCAUCACAUUAUGAUCUAGCCUUUACAGAUGUACAUUUUAAACCUGGUCAGAUUCGAAGACAUUUUGUUGAGGUUCCUGAGGGGGCAACCUGGGCUGAAGUUACUGUGUGUUCAUGUUCUUCUGAGGUAUCAGCAAAAUUUGUUCUUCAUGCAGUACAGCUUGUGAAGCAAAGAGCGUAUCGAAGUCAUGAAUUUUAUAAGUUUUGUUCCCUUCCAGAAAAGGGAACACUGAUUGAAGCCUUUCCUGUUCUGGGUGGGAAAGCAAUUGAAUUUUGUAUUGCUCGUUGGUGGGCAAGUCUCAGUGAUGUCAAUAUUGAUUAUACCAUAUCAUUCCACGGGAUAGUGUGUACUGCACCACAGUUAAACAUUCAUGCAUCUGAAGGAAUCAAUCGUUUUGAUGUUCAGUCCUCUUUAAAGUAUGAAGAUCUGGCUCCUUGCAUAACUUUGAAGAGCUGGGUGCAAACACUACGCCCAGUAAAUGCAAAAACCAGACCUUUAGGAUCAAGGGAUGUUUUGCCAAAUAAUCGCCAGCUUUAUGAAAUGGUCCUGACUUACAGCUUUCAUCAGCCCAAGAGCGGAGAAGUAACACCUAGUUGUCCACUCCUUUGUGAAUUGUUAUAUGAGUCAGAAUUUGACAGUCAGUUGUGGAUUAUUUUUGACCAGAACAAAAGACAGAUGGGCUCAGGUGAUGCCUAUCCACAUCAGUAUUCUUUGAAACUGGAGAAAGGAGAUUAUACAAUUCGAUUACAGAUUCGUCACGAGCAAAUCAGUGAUUUGGAUCGUCUCAAAGAUCUUCCGUUUAUUGUUUCACAUAGGUUGUCUAAUACCUUGAGCUUAGAUAUUCAUGAAAAUCAUAGCCUUGCACUUCUAGGAAAGAAGAAAUCAAGCAGUUUAACAUUACCACCCAAAUAUAAUCAGCCAUUCUUUGUUACUUCCUUACCUGAUGAUAAAAUACCUAAGGGGGCAGGACCCGGAUGCUACCUUGCAGGCUCCUUGACAUUGUCAAAGACUGAGCUUGGAAAGAAAGCUGGGCAGUCUGCAGCAAAACGACAAGGAAAAUUUAAAAAGGAUGUGAUCCCUGUUCAUUACUAUCUCAUACCUCCACCAACAAAGACUAAGAAUGGCAGCAAAGAUAAAGAAAAGGAUUCAGAAAAAGAGAAAGAUUUGAAAGAAGAGUUUACUGAAGCAUUACGAGAUCUUAAAAUUCAGUGGAUGACCAAGCUGGAUUCUACUGACAUUUACAAUGAAUUGAAAGAAACAUAUCCUGCUUACCUUCCUCUGUAUGUUGCACGUCUUCAUCAAUUGGAUGCUGAAAAGGAACGAAUGAAAAGACUUAAUGAAAUCGUUGAUGCUGCCAAUGCUGUCAUUUCUCACAUCGAUCAAACCGCUCUUGCAGUUUACAUUGCAAUGAAGACUGACCCCAGGCCUGAUGCAGCUACUAUAAAAAAGUACCUAACCA
Molecule: messenger RNA, 3469 nt
Organism: Grammomys surdaster
Lineage: Eukaryota; Metazoa; Chordata; Mammalia; Rodentia; Muridae
Gene: Tpp2
Product: tripeptidyl peptidase 2
Exons: 27
Biological process (GO): proteolysis
Cellular component (GO): cytosol
Molecular function (GO): serine-type endopeptidase activity; tripeptidyl-peptidase activity
Source: RefSeq, a predicted model, not a curated record